AUGAACACAGAAGCACAUUUGACUUUUGGAACGGUGGCAUUUGCCUUCUUUGUGCCACUCUCAAUAGCUGCCAUGGAGUUGGUAACCAUUCCCAAAGAAUUGAGCACUGCUACAGCUAGGCUCUUAGUUAGUUCGACCAGCUGUAGUGUCACCUGUGGCCUGGGUUAUAAGGUAGAGAAAUUAUGUGACAUUGGAGCAGAUGGCAAAAGAAGAUACUGCACCCAACGUCGAUCUGAAUGCUUGACCAACUGGCUUUGUGGAAUGCAGCACUUCACUGUCCUUGUCGGUAAGCCGUUUAAGCUCAGCUGCCUGACCACUGAGGAGAUUGGCCCUGAGACUCAGAGCUUUCGCUAUACCUGGAGGCUGGCCAGAGGUAUCAUCACCACAGACGAUGCUCUUUUUGUGCCUUUCAAGACUCCCAGCUACAUCAUUGAGCUUUCCCCAGCUGAAGAAUACGAUGCAGGGACUUACAGAUGUGAUGUGCAGUUCAUGAAAAACUAUAAACUAGUCAAGAAAAUCUAUUUUGGGCUUCGCGUGAUCCCUGGUAACUUGGUGGAUCUCAACUUUGAAAAAUCCUUGAUUCAGGAACAGAAACCAGAAGCUGAGAAAGAAAAUAACCAGCAGAACACAACCAUUGUUCUUCUCAAGUGGCAGCAUUAUUCCUGGCGACAAAGAGCGUUGCUGUUGUUUCUGGUAGGCAUUGGAAGUGGUGUUUUAGGAGGGGUCUUGUUGGGUACCUUUCUGCAUUGUUUGCUGAAGAAAUCAUAG
Messenger RNA from Euleptes europaea (tarantolino), 768 nucleotides. It is a transcript of the gene TMEM81, whose product is annotated as transmembrane protein 81. The transcript has a single exon. The record is from RefSeq and is a predicted model, not a curated record. The coding region runs from base 1 to 768 and encodes 255 amino acids. NCBI's taxonomy places the organism in Eukaryota, Metazoa, Chordata, Lepidosauria, Squamata, Sphaerodactylidae.